AUGGGUCGGGCUCGGGAGCCCGCGUAUCGUAAGAGGGGUUUUCAACGGACCUGGAUCAGCAAAGUUUAUCUGGCAAACUUAGGCGAGUCAUCGGCGGUGGAUGAAACGCAGUCCCCAAACCUCGGUCUAACGUGCUGGGCACCGUCGAUAUGUCCUGCUAGCCAGCACGGACGUGCUGGCGCUUUCCUCCCGCUGGCUUCUGGACCAAUUGUUGGCCUCCUGAGGCACCGCCCGGACCGCAGAGAGCGCCUCCAGACGAGCUUGAACGCUCGGAGCGCCACCGCGGAAGCGAAACGCUUCUUUCUCCAGCGGCGUCGAUGCCACCAUGCACCGCAAGCCUUUUCUAGGGCGCUUCAUACACCGCCGAGAGGCCAGCGCACGCUGCAUGACUCCCAGUUUUUGGGAAGAGCAAGUGAGUUUCACCGACCUUGUCUGCUACGGCGACAAGCACGUGCACCAUGGUCCUUGUGCAUGGAGCAAGGCGACCGCGCUUCCGCUUCGGAGCGUACAACUCCUCCGCGUACCGCAAAUGACGUUCAGCAAGGCAUCCAAGAGGCAAGUCAGCGAAAAGCCGGUGCACGAAGACACCCGGGGCGGCGUUUUGCUGCGUUUACGCAGAUGCUGGCCCGUCGUUCGACCUACCGCGAUGGCCUCGUGCUGCUCCUGCUCGUACUGCUGGCAUAUGCCAUGGCGGGAACCACGAGUUAUGCCAUAACGCAGCGCUAUGAUCCAAGUGCGGUACGAAUAUCGUGCGACCCGCGCGUGCUACCGGCGUACGGUUUCCAGUCGCUCAUGAGACUGGUACUGGCCUACGGAUUCUCACUGGUAUUCUCGUUAAUCUACGCGUACAUUGCGUACAGGGCCUCGUUUGCUGCGCAAGUGCUGCUUCUCAUUAUUGACGUUUUGCAAUCCGUCCCUAUUCUCGCUUUUGUCCCAGCAGCAGUGCUGGGCCUGAUCGCCAUGUUUCCAGGGCAACGCAUUGGGGUCGAGCUGGCAGCGAUGCUGUUGCUCUUCACCUCGAUGGCGUGGAAUAUGCUUCUUGGCUUUUACCAGUCCCUAAUAUCCAUACCGCCGGACCUGAUGGAGGCAGCCAGAAUACUGCGACUCUCAGCGUGGCGGCGUUUUUGGUUGCUGGAAGCGCCUUCGGGCGUGUGCUCCCUCGUCUGGAACUCCAUUAUCUCCGUGUCCAGCGGGUGGUUCUUUCUGAUAAGCAUCGAGAGCUUCUCACUGGGGCCCGGCAGAGAAUAUCGUCUGCCGGGCUUGGGAAGUUUCCUUGCUGAGGCUGCGGAUCGAGGCAAUAUGCGCGCGAUCUUCUGGGGUCUGUUCACUGUAGUGUCGCUUAUUAUCUGCAUCGAUAUGUUGAUCUGGCGUCCGCUGAUCGUCUGGAGUGAGCGCUUCAAGUUCUCGACGAACGCCAGUUCCGGCAUCGGGGCGAUCAGUUCGCUGCAGAGGAAGGCAUCGCGCUCGCCUUCGUCGUCGUCGUCUGGGCUGCGUUCGUCACUGGGGUCGGACGCUAAUUUCGCGGAUGAAGACGACGACCGCGAGAACGAUAACUACGACGACGACGACGACGAUGAUGAUGAGAAUGACGCGUCUUCUUUCGCGUGGGCUGGUGCACCACGUCGGCAGUUCCGUGUUCUGGAGCUUGUCCAGAUACCGGAUGCAACCGCGAGUGCCACAAGCAGCGCGCCCGGACUCGCGAUCAUGCACAGCAUCGAAGGUGAGUCUGCUCCCGGAGCCGAGCAGGUUGUCAUCCAACAACGCGAACUGGACGCACCACGAAGCAUCGUGUUUGCAUAUUUCCAGCGCUCUCCAUUGAUGCGUGCCGUUCACCGGCGAUUCUUUCUGCCUCUCUGGCAGAAAUUCAUUGAUGCAGACGUGAUCUGGGAGCGUGCAACGGAAACAACUUCCCAGACGCUGGCACUAGCCUGGAAGCGCGUGCAUCAGCCGCAUCUGUUGCUGCGGCUCUGGGGCUUUAUGGUUCGUUUGCUUACAUGGAGCAGUGUGCUGGGCAUCGCCUGGUUGGCGUUUCUGGCGUUUCGCGUUGCCCACCACGCGCUACGGAUUCUGCAGACGAUUUCGUGGCGCUCGUGGAUCACCAUUCUGAGCUGUGCUGGACUGACCUUUGGUCGUGUGCUGACGGCUUUAGCGCUCUCGUUAUUAUGGACAGUUCCACUGGGGGUUGCUGUCGGGUGCUCACCGGCACUGGCUCGCGUCCUCCAGCCGCUAGUCCAGAUCGCUGCUUCCGUGCCAGCGACGGCAGUAUUCCCGUUUCUGCUCCUGGGGUUAGCGAAUUUCGGCGGGCUUGGCUUGCAGAUUGGCUCGAUCCUCUUGAUGAUGUUCGGCACGAUGUGGUACAUUCUGUUCAACGUCAUUGCAGGUGCUGCAGCGAUUCCCGCGGAGCUCUGGGAAGUUGACGCGGUUUACAACAAGGCCACAGACUCGUGGCUUGCUCGCCAGUGGAGACGAUGGCGCUUUCUCAUCCUGCCCGGUAUCUUCCCAUACCUCAUCACUGGUAUUGUUACGGCUGUUGGAGGCGCGUGGAAUGCGAGCAUCGUUAGUGAGUACGUCCAGUUCCAGGGCCAGAUUUUAUCGACCAAAGGUCUGGGGGCGCUCAUAUCGAACGCAGCGGCUCGUGGUGAUUUACCGUUGCUGUUAGCGGGGACCCUGGUCAUGUCUAGUUUGGUGCUGCUCACGAAUCGUUUUGUCUGGGCGCCACUCUACAAGUUAGCGCGUGAACGCUACACGCUCAACUAG
This is a messenger RNA of Cyanidioschyzon merolae strain 10D, 2757 nucleotides long. RefSeq lists its product with no specific name. Bases 1 to 2757 code for a protein of 918 amino acids. Gene Ontology annotation, cellular component: membrane. The record is from RefSeq and is a predicted model, not a curated record. Lineage: Eukaryota; Rhodophyta; Bangiophyceae; Cyanidiales; Cyanidiaceae. The transcript has a single exon. Gene Ontology annotation, biological process: transmembrane transport.